Molecule: messenger RNA, 1545 nt
Organism: Coffea arabica (coffee)
Lineage: Eukaryota; Viridiplantae; Streptophyta; Magnoliopsida; Gentianales; Rubiaceae
Biological process (GO): protein neddylation
Cellular component (GO): ubiquitin ligase complex
Molecular function (GO): ubiquitin-like protein binding; cullin family protein binding; ubiquitin conjugating enzyme binding
Source: RefSeq, a predicted model, not a curated record
AAUGAUAAAAGCGUGGGUGCUUCGACGCGCCAUCUCUCUCUCUCUCUCGGUUCUUCUGGUGGCUGACUCUUUCUCCCACACACCACAAAGACAGCCACACACACAGCAGAGAGGACACACAGAAAUCGAAGAAGAAAGGCAAUUUGCAAACGCUGCUGCUGCCGCUGCCGCCUCUGUGUGUGUGUGUGUGUGUAUGGUGCGAUACACAGACAACUGGACAAGGCAAGAGUAGCAAUUUGCAAGAAAUACGCAGAGAGAGAGAGUAACAGUCGUCACCAGUUGGGAGCUAACCCUAGACUUUAUUCCUCAUAUCACCCUUCGUAUAAUUCUCUGCUCUCUCCCUCAUCCACUCUACUGAAGCAUGCUGGAUUACUAUGAUUCUCUGCUAAUCAUCAAAUCCAUGAAACAAGUUGGGCAGAGGCCACAGGGACAAAGUUCACCAGUUUAUGACCAUUACUGGCACUAGUGAAAAGGCUGCAUAUCAGGCUUUGAAGGCUAGUGAUUGGCAUCUUGAAGGAGCCUUCGACGCAUUCUACAGUCAACCCCAACCAAAAUCAUAUACUGAUGCUAGGCGCUUGGAAGAUCUUUACAACAGAUAUAAAGAUGCUUAUGCGGAUAUGAUUAUGGCUGAUGGAAUCACUCUUUUGUGCAGUGACAUUCUGGUCGAUCAUCAGGAUAUUGUCAUGUUGGUACUUUCAUGGCAUAUGAAGGCUGCUACUAUGUGUGAAUUUUCAAAGCAGGAGUUCAUUGGUGGAUUGCAGUCUCUAGGGGUGGAUUCAAUAGAGAAAUUGAGGGAAAAAAUACCAUUUAUGCGUUCUGAGCUUAAAGAUGAUCAAAAGUUUCGAGAGAUCUAUAACUUUGCUUUCGGAUGGGCAAAGGAGAAGGGCCAGAAGUCUUUGGCAUUAGAUACUGCAAUAGGGAUGUGGCAGCUGCUUUUUGCUGAGAAGCAUUGGCCAUUGGUUGAUCAUUGGUGCCAGUUCUUGCAGGCACGACAUAAUAAAGCUAUAUCGAGGGACACCUGGUCUCAGCUCCUCGAGUUUGCAAAGACUGUGGACCCCCAACUCUCAAACUAUGAUGUUGAUGGUGCUUGGCCUUAUCUGAUUGAUGAAUUUGUGGAAUACUUGAUUGAAAAUGGCAUAAUCCAAAAGGGUCAGUUGAGUGAUUGGACACAGAAGCAUUGAUGCUAAUAGGAAUGAGUGGUAUGGUGGAUUUGAGAACCGCGAUUACUGGUAUGUUGUUUGGAAAAAUCAAAAGGAAGAGAGGUUUUUUUUUUUUUUUUUUUUUUUGGUGUAUAAAACAAGAUACUGGAAAAACUGUGAUGUGGUGCUGCAGGUUGAGUGGAAAUUGAUAUGCUACAGUGGUUUUAUGAUCUUGGAAAGCAAUUGUUAUUGAUGUUGUUGGUUGGGCUCUUGCUUGCGAGCCAGUGAGUGCUGUGUAACACACACUAGCAGCAGCUGAAUCCACAGAUGUUUUGAGUAGCCGGCCUAUUGGCUUUCAGUGUUUUUUUUUAAAAAAAAAAAAAAUUUAUUAUUAUUAUUUUUUGAA